Cladocopium goreaui is the source of this 1278-nucleotide messenger RNA. NCBI's taxonomy places the organism in Eukaryota, Dinophyceae, Suessiales, Symbiodiniaceae. The record is from the annotation of a GenBank genome assembly.
AUGAAGUCGGCUCAAAUGGUCAGAGGCACGAAAACGCAUCCGCGUUGCCAGCACUGUGGCAAGGAUGGUCACUACGCCACAACGUGCCCGACGCUGGCUCAAAAAGUUUUGAAAUCACUGGCCUCUCACAGCCUGAAGUCUUUACAAGAGCACGUGGCUGCUGGCAAACAGCUACGCCUGGCGUCUGUGGAGACUAAAAAGAAAAGAACUCUCAAACGAGCAAGUGGCAGAAGAACCUGGAACCAAACGUCCAAAGUCGGUCCAUCGAAGAAAAAGCGUCAGGAGUCGUCAAAGACAAAACAUGCUGCAUCAGACUCCAUGAGAAGGACUCGUCCUAUGAAGGCCAUUCAGAACCAACCGCACUUCAACGCCAAGAAGACAUAUGCAGCUUACAAUACUUUGGUUUCGAGUGGCUGGAUUCAGAAAGUCAAACCGGGCAGCAGCGCGGUCGUGGUCGCUUGUGGCUGCGUUGCUACGCCUGUGGCAGUGCUUCGGAAUUUGCUUCGCUGGAAAGAUGUUCUGAGCUUUUCCCUCUUACCGGUUCUUCGAAUGCCGCUGUACCAUGUGCUGUUGGUUGCCCAAGCUUGGUUCGAGAGUUCAAAGCCGCCAAGUUUGUCCGAGCUGGGCGCCCGCUUCGGCUAUGCCAGUCAGAGGCAGACUUGUUUGCGGCGAUUGGUGCGUGCUUUUCUGGUGGCGGAAGCCAGCUGCGCUGAGAAGAGCCAGGCAUCUCGAACUUUGUCUGGUCACUUGGAGAUCGAUGGGACUUCCAUAAAAAAAUGGAGACCAGCAAAUUCGACAACCAACUACUACCAGCAGAUUCUCGGAGUGACUUGUCGUGAGUCUCGACGAAUCAACAUGUACGCUUUUGGCAAUGUGGCGGCCAAGAACUUCGGCAAGCCGCCGACUGAAAGUGUGACCAAACUGGAAGCAUGCGGUGCCGCCAAAGAUAUUUCAAGGAAUUCCGUGGUCAUCAGUGAUGGUUGUCCAGCCUAUGCUCCCUGGUGCAAAAAGCAUCACUUCCAGCACUUCUCUUGCAACCACAGCAAAGGCGUGUGGGUGAAACGUGCGCGUCGUGGCAGGCUGGGUGUACUGAAAGUGCACACAGGGAAGAUAGACUCUCUGUGGAAUUUGGCUAAACAAUUUGUGCCUAGCAAUUUGCAGACAAAGGCAGGGCAGAACAAAGAUGUCAUGCUAUACCUGCGUUGCUGGCAGUGGCGUUAUGAAUGCCAUAAUGGCAAAUUGCUGUCAAAGACAGCUUCCAAACUGAAGGAUCGCUGA